This is a messenger RNA of Lactuca virosa, 1292 nucleotides long. The record is from the annotation of a GenBank genome assembly. Lineage: Eukaryota; Viridiplantae; Streptophyta; Magnoliopsida; Asterales; Asteraceae.
AUGGAAUCUGUUCUUAUCUACAAGAUAAGAGAUAUACGGAAUCUGAAGUCAUUCUUCAGCUUAAGUUGUUAUUCACAGCAACAACAAUCAAUGCAAUCGAAAAUAAAUUCAUUCUUCAGACCUUCUUGUUCUUCCACAUCACGAAGCCAAGCCCUAAAUCCACCUCUUCCCCUUUCGGAUAACUUGUCCGAUGAUGAAGACUUCACCAGAGAACCCGAAAUUCCCAUUAUAUACACUCGACGAGCUCCAAACGCAGAUAGAGCUAAUGAUGAUCUUUUCAAAGAAAAUGAUCCAAACAAACUUAAUUUUGGACAACAGUUAGUUUCCACAAAUUCCAAAAAGGUUUUAAACAAGAAAAGGAAGUAUGCACAGUUUCAUUUGGAUCUAGGUCAAUCCGAUUUUCUAUUACACACUUGUAAAACUUGUGGAUUCAAGUUUGCUCCUAGAGAUGAAGAAGAUACAAAGGUUCACAAAGAAUUUCACAAAAGCUACACUCAUGGUAUCCAAUUCAAGGGCUGGUGUAAUGAAAGAGUUAUAGAUACACACUCAUUAGAACAUGGACGUAUUAUUUUGGUCCUUAAUGAUGAUCCUCCUGCUCAUAUAAAAAAGGUUGAGGAGGUUAUAAAGAUGAUGGAGAUGGAACUUGGUGAUGGAUGGAUCUUCCAUAAACACUGUAAGGUUUAUCUUUAUAUCUCCUCCCAACGGGUUGCUGGAUGUCUAGUUGCAGAGCCAAUAAACAAAGCAAAUUCAAAUGACAUUCUUCUUGGAGCCAUCAUUUGUGAAAAAGACUCAAUCCCUGCUGUUUGUGGAAUCCGUGCAAUUUGGGUCACACCCUCCAACAGAAGAAAACACAUUGCCACUCAUUUACUCGAGUCCAUAAGGAAAAGUUUUAGUUCGGAUGUGAUUCUAGAACAUUCUGAGUUAGCAUUCUCUUAGCCAACAAAUGCUGGGAAGUUAUUAGCAUCAAGUUACACAAACACCAAAUCUUUCUUGGUUUACACAACAAAUUCAUAGUAAACCAAUAAAUCUUGAAUUCUCUUCAUUAUUUCAAGAAAUUAUAAAAAUGGUUAAAAAUAUAAAAUUGGUUGAUUCAAGUGUUUUGGAGUAUGGCGAAUGAAGGAUGAUUUGGGGUUCAUACUUGUAUUUAUAGGUUGAGAUGUGUAAGAGGGUUGUGAUUUGUGAAGUUGUACUUUGUGCAAUUUUUAUUGUACAUUUGCAUUGGCAAGAUCAACAUUCUGUUUCUUGUCUACAUUUGCAAUCGGAUUUAUCUGCAAUAAUAAACCAUAGGAAUC